Molecule: messenger RNA, 1278 nt
Organism: Paramecium sonneborni
Lineage: Eukaryota; Ciliophora; Oligohymenophorea; Peniculida; Parameciidae
Source: the annotation of a GenBank genome assembly
AUGAUCGAUAAUUUGAUAAUAUUAAGAAUACAAAGUUAUAAGAAUAAUACAUAAGGAUAUUCAUUUGACGAAUUAAAAUAAUUACCAAAUUUUAGUAUCAUAACUUCACAAAAUAAAAUAUAUUUUGGUUAAGUAUUUAAUGGUCAAAAACAUGGUAAAGGAGUAUUAUUGAUGGAAUAAGAACAUAUUUAUGAAGGAGAAUUCAAUAAUAAUCGUAAGCAUGGUUAAGGUUGGGAGGUUUUUCCAUCUAAAUCAAAUUAUUAAGGACUUUAUGUAAAUGGUAAACCUUCUGGUUUAGGAAAAUUUACAUGGUAAAAUGGAGAAUAUUAUGAAGGGGAAUGGUUUAAUGGUAAUAAACAUGGAUAAGGAACUUGGAUAGGUUUAAAAGGUGAUAUGUAUACUGGAUAAUGGAUUGAUGGUAAACCUAAUGGAAAAGGUUAACAUAAAUGGAUUAAUGGAGAUUAAUAUUAAGGAGAAUUUAAAGAUAGUCUUAAACAUGGUUAUGGUGAAGAAUUAUUUUCAAAUGGUGAUAGAUAUAUUGGAAUGUAUAAAAAUGGAAAACCAGAAGGUGAUGGAGAAUAUUUUUAUUCUAGUGGAGCAUAUUUUCAUGGAAAAUUUAAAAAUGGUCUCAAAACUGGAUAUGGAGAAUAUAAAUGUUCAACAUACUCAUAUAAAGGAUAUUAUAUGAAUGAUAAAAAACAUGGAGAAGGUGAAUUAAUAUAAUCAGAUGGAAUUAAAAAAAAAGGAAUAUUCUUUAAUGAUUUUUAUGAAAAAACAGUUUAAAGAUAAUUUAGUGUUCCUAAUAAUACUCAAUCUAAUAGUACUCCUCCUAAAAAUUAUUAAUAAGUCUGCAUUAAACCACUUUCAUACUUAUCCUCUACUAAACCUAACACUUAAAAAUAAUUACCUUCCCCUCUUAAUAAAACUGUUUUCAUUUAAAGAAAUCAUCUUGAUUUCAAUUACUUUGAAGAACCUUCAAUAAAUCUAUAAAUCUAAACUGGUAGAAAAAAAUUAAAUAGAGAAUUCUAAGAAAGGGAUAUCAAUCUUAAAAUAUAAGAUAAAGUUAUUUCUUAAUAAAAGACUUCAACAAAUGUACAAAGUAGUAAAUCUUCACCAUAAAAUAAACCACAUUAAUAGAAGACAAUCUAUAAAUAAUCCAUUCGUAAACCUUAAGAUUUUUCUUUCAGAUUUGAUACAACAAAAACAACCUUCACUACCAAAACAGGUUUAAAAGGAAAACAAAGCUUUAAAUAUCGAAGUUAUUCCAAAUAUGAUUGA